AUGAAAUUAAAAAAGUAUUAAAUUUUAAUGCUUUCAUUUAAUGCUUUGUUGUGUGAGACCCAAUAUUGAUCUAAAGUAUUGAAACUUAUAUUAACUCAGAUACUCUGAUUGUUACCUUCAUUGUCAUAUUUGGAGACUAGUCCCUAAAAACAACAAAAAAGUUGGUGGCAAAAACUCUAUAAUAGACACAUUUCUAUAGGUUCAAGUUGUCCUCCAUCCUUCACUUGAUCUUACCUUUGCGUAUUAUUCUCUCCAUCAAGGAAAUUUUAUUAUUAAGAUGGUGAUGUCUCAGGGAAGAGGUAAUGCAAUUGCUGUCUUAGUUCUACUAAUGGGUAUGCUCUUUCACUAUGGUAAUGUUUGGGCAGCAACCUAUACUGUUGGAGAUGCUGGUGGAUGGGCCUUCAAUGUUGUGGGUUGGCCUAAUGGAAAGACCUUUAGGGCUGGUGAUGUACUCGUGUUCAACUACAACCCAACAUCGCAUAAUGUGGUUGGUGUAGGCAAACAUGGUUACGAUACAUGCACGGCAGCAGGACAAAAAUUUCAAACUGGAAGAGAUAAAAUCAAGCUUGUGAAAGGAUUUAACUAUUUUAUUUGCGGCUUUCCUGGGCAUUGUGCAAGUAACAUGAAAAUAGCUGUUAACGCAAUGUAAUCUGAAACCAAAAGUUCUUGGAUUUAUAUACAUCUGUUUCGUCAAGAUGUAAUGGAAUUAUUAAUAAAAGUCAUUUCUGAUA
This is a messenger RNA of Quercus lobata, 731 nucleotides long. RefSeq names its product basic blue protein-like. Bases 278 to 649 code for a protein of 123 amino acids. The record is from RefSeq and is a predicted model, not a curated record. The transcript is spliced from 2 exons. Gene Ontology annotation, cellular component: plasma membrane. Lineage: Eukaryota; Viridiplantae; Streptophyta; Magnoliopsida; Fagales; Fagaceae. Gene Ontology annotation, molecular function: electron transfer activity.